Molecule: messenger RNA, 1982 nt
Organism: Vespula pensylvanica (western yellowjacket)
Lineage: Eukaryota; Metazoa; Arthropoda; Insecta; Hymenoptera; Vespidae
Product: kxDL motif-containing protein CG10681
Exons: 4
Coding region: 285-899 (204 amino acids)
Biological process (GO): lysosome localization
Cellular component (GO): BORC complex
Source: RefSeq, a predicted model, not a curated record
UAUACUUAGUUGAGGAUAACUCGAUAAUGGCGGAAAUGAUGAAGUGUCAGUUCGAAUUGUCAAAGAUCGAUAAAAUAAUUUGACGACGUUAUCGCUAUGCUUUAAAAGAUUCUGCAUUUUGAGAUAUGUUUAAAAUAUAUAAAAUCAAUUGUGGUGUAAAUCUUGUAAUUAUUGCGGUUAGAGUUAAGAACUUUCAAUGCCAAAUUUAAUAACAAGUCUUGUAUUUUUUGAUGAGAAAAUUUGUGAAAAGAUAAUUACAACGAUUAUUGAGAGAUAUUAGAAUCAUGACAACUACACAGGGAACACCAGAAUCAGAUACUGGAAGUUUUGAAUGCUUUCAAAAUUAUACAGCACCGGAGGUGUUCAUACAAGGACUAGCAGGAAUCGUGGAUCAGCAAGAUGUAGAAUCUAUGAUACGAGCUCAGAAACAAAUGUUACAAAGAUUUGAAAAAACAAAUGAAAUGUUAACUAACUGCAAUCAGUUAUCAAUAAAUAGGCUUAAGUCGGCAGGAGCUGAAUUUAAAAAGCAUACUGCUCUUUUGAUUGAAAUGAAAAAAGACUUGGAUUACAUUUUUAAAAGAAUACGUAUAGUAAAGAAUAAACUAAGUCAACAAUAUCCACAGGCAUUUAAUGAGGCCGUUAGAAGCAGUUUGGCGGAAGAAGUAAUUGUUGAGGAUAUCGAUUGUUCGGUAAAACCAUUGGAACCAGAAAUAGUUCCUCUGCCAAGUGCUACGGUCAAUGAUACAGAGAGAGAUCCAGAUUCAGAUGUUCCAGUCGAGGAGUUUCAGUUCGCGAAGCUGCGUAAAAGGCGAAUUAAGAGCAACGACAGUUCAUCGACGGAGAGCAACAACGAUCAGAGUAUCGCCGACACGUCAUCCUGCACUUCCGACACCGGUUGAAUUUUCGCGCGAGUUGGCCAACGAGCUGUUCGAAAGGGAGCGGGAAAACUAUGCGGAGAGAGAGAGAGAGUAGACAGAGAAAGAGAGAGAGAGAGAGAGAGAGAGAGAGAGAGAGAGAGAGAGAAGGAGAGUAGAAAAGCAAAUGAAAGAAACCAAGAAAGAAAAGAGACAAAGAGAAAAAGAGCGAAUGAGAUAUUUGCGUGUUUAUAUCGCAGCAAGUCACGAUGAUGUUCGUUGCGAUCUUUAACUCGACAAUAAAGAAAAAAAAAAAAUGAAUAAAUAAAUAACUACAAAUAUGCCUCUUUACUCGUUGCACGAUUGCAAGUUCUGUAAUACACGCGUAUGAAUAUCAAUGUCCAAAUAAAGAGAUUCAAGGUCAAUAAAAUCUUCUUUAUGUGUACAUGAAAGUUAGCCGUGUUGAUCAUUUAGCGCGAAAAAAUUCAUUCGAAGCAAUUAUGUGUAAACAAUAUAUCGUAAUUUUGUGAUAUUAUUUAUUGAUAUUUAUCCUCUUUGUUAUUUCUUUUUCAUUGGGCUUGUAUUGUUAUAGUUAUUGGUGUAUCGUUGUUGCUAUGCGUCCUUUUAGUUUUUACGUAAAAUAUGUUAAUGGCGAAAUCGCGUUUCACCUUGAAUAAAUUAUAUCCUGCUUCCCCCACUUGUUGGUCGAGAUUACGAACGAAGAGGACAGUGAAGAAAUAUAAAGGCGUUGCUAUGAAAACACACUUGUCGUAUAAUUUAUAAAAUAUUUUUCUCACAAGGAAAUAAAUUAAAGUUGAUGAUAAUUUAGGAUCGAAAAAAUACUCUAAAUGUUUACAAUGAAUUGAAAUGUUAAUUUGAAUUAAUAUAUAUGAACGUCUUCGAUACUUUCAUUUCGCUCGUUGUUAAUUGAGAAUACAUCGACAGAUGGAGCGCGUGUGGCGUUCGAUUCGCGGUAAAUUUAAUUAAUAAUAUACUCGUGUACAUUCUUGACAAUAUCAAAAAUGUAUUAAGAAUUUAUAUCGUAAAGAAACCGUGAUAUUAAAUCUUAUACAAUGAUGAUCGAAAUGUGUACGAAAAAUAAAACCAAAGUAUAAGUAAUAAAAAAAA